Molecule: messenger RNA, 1094 nt
Organism: Liolophura sinensis
Lineage: Eukaryota; Metazoa; Mollusca; Polyplacophora; Chitonida; Chitonidae
Product: phenazine biosynthesis-like domain-containing protein
Exons: 9
Coding region: 108-1046 (312 amino acids)
Biological process (GO): biosynthetic process
Cellular component (GO): cytoplasm
Molecular function (GO): isomerase activity
Source: RefSeq, a predicted model, not a curated record
UAUCAGUAGUGACCUUGUUUUCAGAUCUUUAGAUCAGUCCUGGCAAGGUUGGCUUUUACUGUAGCCGAACUUUUGUAAACGUAUACUGAGCCCGUUGGCCUGUUGAAAUGUUCAAGAUGUGGUUCAGUAAGGAUUCCUCGCCCGGUGUUACCCGGAAACUGAGGGUGUUUACUGUGGAUACGUUCACUGUGAAGCCGUUCAGGGGUAACCCCGCAGCAGUUUGCCUGGAUCUGCCACAUGAGGGUUUAACGGAUGAAUUAUAUCAAAAAAUCGCUGCUGAGAUGAAUUUACCGAUGACGGCUUUCGUGAACACCGUCAAUAAAGACGACAACUUGGCAUCAGCGAACAGGUUCAAACUGCGGUGGUUCACUCCCAAGACAGAGUGGAAACUUUGUGGUCACGCAACAUUGGCGUCAGCGUUUGUUCUCUUCACCUCUUUAAAUAACUCCAGUGAUGAGCUCGUCUUUGAGACACCUGGCGGGGAACUUUCUGUCUGUAAACAAGGGGAGCUACUGGCUAUGAAUUUUCCCACAGCCGAGACUCUACCUCAGCAAUGGGGUGAUUUUGAGAAGUUUCUGAAGGUGCUCUUCCCAGACAUUAACAUCGUGGAUUCCAUACAUCUGUGUGAUCCACUUGGUUUCUUGGUGAUUCGGCUCAAAGACAAGUGGAACAGAGAAAAAUUUGAAACAUGGAUUCCGAACGCAGAGAAACUUCCGUCGGUUGAUUCUUCAGGACGGGUGAAAAUGGUUAUAGUGACUACCAGGGGGAGGUCUGAGGCUGGAUUCACUAAUAUAGCGGGUGAACAAUAUGAUUUUGUAUCUCGCAUUUUCACGCCAUGGACAGGAUUACCCGAGGAUCCAGUGACAGGCUCUGCCCACACCGUGUUGGCCAAAUUCUGGGGCGACAUACUUGGAAAGACUAGUCUUUAUGCCCGGCAGUGCUCCCAGCGUCCAGGUGAUCUGUGGCUAGAGGUCAGGGGUGAGAGGACAGACAUCAAAGGUCAAUCUGUGCUCGUGAUGGAAUCUCACAUGAACAUACUUGUAUAAAAAGAGCCUCGAUAUUCAAAAUAAAUAUCUGGUUCGUGACGAUUAUGC